AUGACUGUAUUCAUGACUACCGGUCCAAAUGGUAACAUUCCACCUGUUAUAGGUGUUCUAGGUGGUGGUCAAUUAGGUCGUAUGAUGGCAAAUGCUGCACAUCGUCUUGGCUUAAAGGUUUUAAUCCUUGAUCCUCUUGGUGCGAAGUCUCCAGCUGGUCAACUUGGUCUUGAAACCGUGACUGGUAGUUUUACGAAUGAACAAGAUAUUGCAAACUUGGCGAAACAAUGUGAUGUCUUAACAGUAGAAAUUGAGCAUGUCAAUGCUAAAUAUUUACAACAAUUACAGGAUAAGAAAGAAGCUAAUUUACAAGGUGUUCACCCAUCUCCAGCUACAAUUGCUUUAAUCCAGGACAAGUAUCAACAAAAACAAUUUUUUACUCAAGUUCACAAUGUUCAAGUCGCUCCAUUUGAAAUUGUACCAUCAUUUCAAGUAGCUUGUCAAUUGGGCAAGACAUUUGGAUACCCCUAUAUGCUAAAAUCACGUCGGUUUGCAUACGAUGGUCGUGGAAAUGCUCUUGUCAAGAGUGAAAAGGAUUUGAUCCAUGCGUUUGAAAAACUUGGCGCAAAAGUAUUAGUGAUGGAAAAUACGUUGGAUGUGGAUCAGACGCAAUUGGCACAAGAAAAGAACAAAUUGUAUGCGGAAAAAUGGGUCCCUUUUGUCAAGGAACUAGCCGUGAUGGUUGUGAAAGGUGCGGAAGACGAUGUCCGAGCUUAUCCCGUCGUAGAAACGACCCAGCGGGACAGUAUUUGUGAUACGGUGCUCGCCCCAGCGCAGAUCCCAGAAGAUGUAGCCAAGCGUGCUCGUGACAUGGCGCAGGCAGCUGUAGCGGAGUUGGAAGGUCGCGGUAUCUACGGUGUCGAAUUGUUUCUAACUGCCACGGGUGACGUGCUGCUGAACGAAAUUGCUCCACGCCCACACAACUCUGGCCACUAUACGAUUGAGGCAUGUGAGACGGAUCAGUUCGAGCAACAUCUGCGUGCCAUUACGGGUUUGCCUUUGGGAAGCUGUGCGCUGCGUGUACCAGCUGCGCUCAUGGUGAAUGUGCUGGGCGAUGCCACGUCGUCUGAAGAUGCGAGCUUCUCGCUGCUUCGCAACAGUUUGAAAAUCCCGGGUGCUGCUGCUCAUUUCUAUGGAAAGGCAGGCGUGCGUCCUGGACGCAAGCUUGGACACGUGACGAUUACGGCGCCGAACCUUGAGGAGCUGACCAAGCGUGCCACAGCGCUGUCACCCGAAUCUGCGAAGAACUCAGGGCUGCUGAAGCUUGAGCGCAAGCCUCUUGUGGGCAUUGUCAUGGGCUCGGACUCAGACCUCCCGACGAUGGCAGCUGCCGCUGACAUGCUGGAAAAGUUUGGCGUACCAUACGAGCUUACGAUUGUAUCGGCUCACCGCACACCUGCGCGUAUGUACGAUUACGCCCAGAGCGCUGCGCCGCGCGGCCUCAAGGUCAUUAUUGCUGGUGCUGGUGGCGCUGCCCACCUGCCGGGCAUGAUAGCGGCGCUCACUCCUCUGCCCGUUGUUGGUGUUCCUGUGAAGACGUCGACACUCAGCGGCGAGGACUCACUGUUAAGCAUUGUCCAGAUGCCGCGUGGUGUGCCUGUUGCUACCGUUGCGAUUGGCAACUCUACAAACGCUGGCCUGCUGGCUGUUCGCAUUCUUAGUGCUGGAGACUCGUCGCUUGUCGACGCAAUGGCGACGUUUUUGGACACGCAGAAGCGCGAGGUUGAUGACAAAAUCGAGAUCAUGGCCACUCGUGGCUGGAAGGAGUACCUUCAGAACAUGAAAAAACGUUAA
Molecule: messenger RNA, 1794 nt
Organism: Peronospora belbahrii
Lineage: Eukaryota; Oomycota; Peronosporomycetes; Peronosporales; Peronosporaceae
Source: the annotation of a GenBank genome assembly